This is a messenger RNA of Botrytis sinoallii, 1104 nucleotides long. RefSeq lists its product as uncharacterized. The transcript has a single exon. The record is from RefSeq and is a predicted model, not a curated record. Lineage: Eukaryota; Fungi; Ascomycota; Leotiomycetes; Helotiales; Sclerotiniaceae. Bases 1 to 1104 code for a protein of 367 amino acids.
AUGGCUGAUAUAUAUUCUGGCUCCCUUUUAAAUAUAGCGGCUGCGCAUGGACAGGACAGUCAGACUGAGUUAUUCAACACCCGGCUCGCACAGCUACAUGCAGAGUAUCCUGGAAGCCGAGUGCAAGAAACCAUACCACCGUUCGAAGAGCUUAAGAUUCUUGAUAAGACAGGGUUGGCACAUAAACUAGAGGGCAGCGGACCAUUCUUCAUUCAACCUAGUUUAAGCACAACUCAUGAUAGACAUUCUCUCUUCCACGGGAAUGGGAAAUCUAUGGCACCGCUUAAUACGCGAGGAUGGGUGUACCAAGAGCGCAUUUUAUCACCCAGAACUGUGAGCUUCUACGCGACAGAGUUAGUAUGGGAAUGUAGAGCAGAAAGAUGGUGCGAAUGCACCAGAAUAUCAGAACUUCCCCAACACAACUCAACGAGGAUGAUCCCUGCAGAUGGCGCGAGGAUACGUUCGCUGCUAUAUAAAGACAAUGGACAACAGCUCAAUAAAAUUCUUGACGACUGGUAUUCGAAUAUCGAAAACUGUGCCGUUCUUCAGUUAACGAAGGAAGAAGAUCGACUGCCCGCACUCUCCGGAAUCGCAAGCCGCACUUUCGAAGCUCUGAAUCAAUUAUCAAAGUCAAUUUCAUCACAGGGAUUUGAGGAUUCGCAUGAUCCUCAAUAUGUUGCUGGAUUGUGGAAGAUUCAUAAAAUUGACGGCUCUUUAUCUUCAAGGGGAUUUCUUUGGUAUUUUUUCAGAGGCACUCGUUCCUUGAAAAGACCAGAGAAAUUUGUAGCACCAACAUGGUCAUGGGCGUCAGUCGUAUGUCAAAGUACUAAUAAUGGUCGAGCCAUGAACACCUUCUAUAUCCCAGAUCAACGUGCGGAUAAUUCUUUUACUAUUGAGGAUAUCAGUUGUAUGGUGGAAGGUGUCAAUCCGUAUGGGGCAGUAUCAUCUGGGAAACUCAAAGUCCGUGGGAAGUUGAUGCUAGCCGGAGACAUCCGAGACUUUUAUACCGAAGACCAUAUUUUGAAAUCGAAUUUAGGAAAAGCAGUUUCAAAUUUUUCUACAAACCACUACUACGAGGAAGGGGAUCUAGACGUCGAUGGUUGA